Synchiropus splendidus (mandarinfish) is the source of this 1590-nucleotide messenger RNA. It is a transcript of the gene rgs5b, whose product is annotated as regulator of G protein signaling 5b. The transcript is spliced from 5 exons. Lineage: Eukaryota; Metazoa; Chordata; Actinopteri; Syngnathiformes; Callionymidae. The record is from RefSeq and is a predicted model, not a curated record. Bases 63 to 632 code for a protein of 189 amino acids.
GAUUACUCACACGCCACAACAAGGAGCACUUUUCUCCCCUGAACUCUGGAUAUCCACUCAUCAUGUGCCGCGGACUGGAAUCGCUUCCCGUCACCUGCCUGGAGAGGGCCAAGGAGCUUAAAGCUUUGUUUGGAAGCUUGCUUCAGAAGUCGGACCACAGCGUCAGUGGGCAGAGCAAGAAGUUUGAGAAGCUACGAGCCAACGUGGAGGAGCCACUAAACUGGAAGGAUUCCUUUGAGAAGCUGCUGUCCAGCCAAAACGGGCUUUGCUUGUUCAGAGCGUUCCUGAUAUCUGAAUUCAGCGAGGAGAACAUUUCCUUCUACCUGGCAUGUGAGGACUACAGGAGCUCCAAACCGUCCAAAAUGGGCGGAAAGGCCAAGAAGAUCUUUGAAGAAUUCAUCAGCAGCGAUGCACCAAGAGAGGUCAAUCUGGAUCAUGUUACAAAAGCCAUCACCAAGGACAACCUGGAGCAUCCGAGCCAGUCCACUUUUGACCUGGCCCAGGCGAAGAUCUACACCCUGAUGGAGAAGGAUUGCUACCCUCGCUUCCUCAAGUACUUGUCCCUGCAGAAAGGCCAAGACCGAGCGGCUGACCUGAUCAAAACAUACCCGCCAGUCUCCAGAGAAGUGUGACCUACCGGGGGAACAGCGCUGACAAGCACCGGCUGAAUCAGUCGCCUCUUACCUGGCUUUGAGCUUCAGAGGACCAGAGCCCAAAAAAACCAAGACUGGGUGGAGUCCAGAAUAAAAAAGCCUGCACUGUACAUACGGACGGAUGAGACUCCAGGAAGAAGCAGAGGGCCGUCGAAAACACACAACUAAACUACCACCAGAAGUUCUGCCUUUACGUUAUUUAUUUAACUUAUGUAUAAAGUUAUAUUUGCUGCACAGAUAUGUAUUUAUAAAGUUUGUUAUUUAAAGUAUUACAAGGAUGAAAUAAAUGUAUAAAAGGUGACCUACUUUAUAAAUAAUGUCUCGUCUUCAUACUGAAUUAGUUCAACCCCCGAGGAAGAAGCCUUGACUGACAUCCACGACUCAAAUGAAAUGUUGCCUGGCAAAACACCUCAGCAAUAUAGCAGGGGCUGAAAAAGCUCUUCCAAAUAUAGUCAAAAUAUAGCCUCCCAUAUGGCAUGCUGGGAAGAGAAUGCGUUUGUCGCACAAGUUUAACCAUAAAAAAUGAUGUUUUUAUCGCGGCAAAUACAUAUAUAGUUACUGAGUAGUUGCUGUAAUAUUUUAAAUGAUGGAUGUCUCUGCAUGUGAGUGUCAAGUGUUACACAACCUUUUGAAUCUUAGAAUCUCUUAUGCAGAUGUAAUUCGAUCGCAAGUGGCCCAGCCAUCCGUCUCAUGGAGAAUUUUUCGCUGAGAUCAUUUGUGCGUGUGAGUGAGAUGAAUUGAUUAAAUAUUGAAUCAGUGGAGAUGGUUUGGAUUUUGCCUCCCGACAGACAUGUAGUAUAGAAAUAGAGGGAUGUUGUGCAUUUCAACUGAAGAUAAAAAGACUCACUAGAACAACAAGUGUGUGUCAGUUUUAAUACUGUGUAUCACUGCAGCUUCAUGUAAAUCAUCAAAGUAUGAUGACCUUUGUUUAAAUUUA